AUGACCCCAAAGAUCACGUUCUUAAACCCCCAGAACCAUUCUCAAACCGAAACCAACCAGUCCUCAAAAAUGCCACACUUCCAAUCCCCAGAACCAGUCUCGCAGCCCGAUUCCUUCUUUUCAGACUCCUCAAUCCAAAUACAAAGCCAAGCCCGUUCUCAAUCUCAAGAGCGGGCUCAGAGGAUUCGGAUCAAGAACAGACGAAAACUCUACCUCGAUCGCCACCCUUCUUAUUUCGCCUCCCCAGAUCUGGAAUUAGCUGAUCCACUGCUCUACGACCGUUGCAUCCGACGUUUCCAAUCCGCAUCAGAGCGAGAAGCCGACGGUCGCGCCAAAGGCUACUCUGGUGUUCUGGAAGCAGACAUGUACCGCACUGAAGCCAAAAUCGCCGCCCUACGCCCAGAGUCUCCAUCCCAAUUCCCAUCAUCAUCCCGAACUAAGCCUCCGAGUGAGGAGGCAGCAGGGUUUGUACCAUUCGUGAGCUAUUUACGAGGAAGUCACGGGGAAGUAUUGCCGGAAGAGGAGGAUGAGGUACUGAAGAGCAAGGAAGAGGGCCUGGAGAGAUGGAAGUUUGGGAUGACUGUGAGGUUUCUCAGGGGAGAUGACGAGGAUUUUGACUAUGAGGCUGUGGAUGGGAGUGAUGAGUUAGAUGAGGUCGAGAGGAGGGAGAGGGAGGAGAGUUGGUUUGAGGGGGAGGAGCCAGAAUGGGUCGAGGAGGCAGCCAAGAGUGGAGAGACUGGGAUCCAAGAUUUCUGA
Cadophora gregata is the source of this 756-nucleotide messenger RNA. RefSeq lists its product as uncharacterized. The transcript is spliced from 2 exons. Lineage: Eukaryota; Fungi; Ascomycota; Leotiomycetes; Helotiales; Ploettnerulaceae. Bases 1 to 756 code for a protein of 251 amino acids. The record is from RefSeq and is a predicted model, not a curated record.